AAAUCAUUGGUCCUUUCCACAUGUCUGCUGAUGUAACGAUAUGCCGGUUGAGGGGAAACUCAGGCUUAUGCAUUGCUAAGGCAGUCCACAUUGGAUACACGAGCCUUCAUUCUUUCUCAAACUCUACAGCAUACGAUUCAACUUUGGAUAAUCAAAGUGUAAUUUAGGGACUUAGCUAGCUAGGCAAAGUGUUAAAACACAGACAGAAUGGGCGAGGAAAUGAACGAUAACACGAUCAACACAAAUGGUGCUGCUAACAACAUGGGGGACGUGAAUCACACAGCAGAACAGACAGCAGACAGCGAUGUGAAAUACUACACCUUGGAAGAAAUAAAAGCUCAUAAUAUGAGCAAGGACACAUGGAUUAUCAUCCACGAUAAAGUGUAUAACGUCACCAGUUUCUUGGAGGAGCAUCCAGGAGGAGAGGAGGUUCUGGUGGAGCAGGCAGGUGCAGAUGCCACAGAGAGCUUUGAGGAUGUUGGGCACUCUACAGAUGCCAGAGAGAUGCUCAUCCAGUACUACGUUGGGGAGCUCCAUAUGGAUGACCGGAAGAAGGAUGGCGCAAAGGAAGCAUUCAUUACAACUUCAGGAGAUGGCUCCAGCUCGUGGACCACAUGGUUGAUACCUGCCGUAGCUGCAGUUGUUGUGGGUAUCAUGUAUCGAUACUACAUGCUGGAGCACAAGUCUUCCUGAGUCCUGACGCUGUCGUCUCUUCUCAUUCGUUCUGUCUGGAGGCCUUGACAUGUUUGACCAAACCCCCCUUGCAUUGAACGCACACAACUUUUCAGAGGUGCGCCCCGCGUCCCACUCAACUCACACAGUGCCCUCACCUUGAAGGAAAGGGAGAGAAAGGAUAAAAUAAUCCCUCUGCUUACUUUUCUAGACCUCAUCCAACAGGCAGUGGGGUGAGAUGCAUCGGGAAACUUUCUGCCCUCAGUCUCUUUAAAUAGUUUUCUAAUCUAUUCAUAUUGUUUACUCACUCUGCCUUUUGUGAUACUUAUUGUGUGGUGUCUUUUUAAGUUACUUAUUCAUAUGCAAGUGAUCUAAACUGUCAUUUAUAUCUGCAAACUGUUGUCGCUAUCUGCUUUGUGAGACUUUUACUGUGAGCUCCAAAAGUAUUGGGACAGUGACCAUUUUUGUUUUGUUUUGGCUCUGUACUCAGCACUUUAGAUUUUAAAUGAUACUAUGAGGUUAAAGUGCAGACUGUCAGGGUAUUUUCAUCCAUAUCGGGUGAACCGUUUAGAAAUUACAGCACUUUUUGUACAUAGUCCCCCCAUUUUAGGGUACCAAAGAUAAAUGGAACAAAUUCACUAAUGUGGAGUAAAAAGUUAAGUAUUUCGUCCCAUAUUCAUAGCACACAAUGACUACAUCAAGGUUGUGACAAAUUUGUUGGAUGCAUUUGUUGUUUGUUUUGGUUGUGUAUCAGAUUAUUUUGUACCCAAUAGAGAUUCAUGGUAAAUAAUGUGUUAUUGUGCCAUUUUAGUCACUUUUAUUGUAAAUAAGAAUAGAAUAUGUUUCUAAACACUUCUACAUUAAUGUGGAUGCUACCAUGAUUAC
Coregonus clupeaformis (lake whitefish) is the source of this 1557-nucleotide messenger RNA. Its product is annotated as cytochrome b5. Gene Ontology annotation, cellular component: intracellular membrane-bounded organelle; membrane. Bases 208 to 693 code for a protein of 161 amino acids. Gene Ontology annotation, molecular function: heme binding. The record is from RefSeq and is a predicted model, not a curated record. Lineage: Eukaryota; Metazoa; Chordata; Actinopteri; Salmoniformes; Salmonidae. The transcript has 5 exons.